Messenger RNA from Adineta steineri, 354 nucleotides. NCBI's taxonomy places the organism in Eukaryota, Metazoa, Rotifera, Eurotatoria, Adinetida, Adinetidae. The record is from the annotation of a GenBank genome assembly.
AUGUCACAUGGAGCAGCAGUUCAAGGUUCGGAUAGCAAACGUUUGCUUCACCAUCUAAUCAACAAACGUACUAUGACAGAAAAAAAUAGUGGUAGUGCUGUUAGUUAUGCUCUUGAUCUUUUUAAUAUUGUUGGUUGUCGUGCUGAUGGUUGUGCUAUUGGUGUUCCUGAUUGUUGUGCUUAUUGUAAUGUUGUUUAUUAUAAUGGUGUUAUUACUCCUGUUUAUUCUGCUGUUCUUUCUCCUUAUUGUGCUGCUUUUGGUUGUGGUGUUGACCCUGCUUGUAAUAUCUAUCCUGAUUGUAAUGUUGCUUGUGAUUAUUGUAAAACAAAUUUAUGUCCGAUAUGUGCUGUUUAA